This is a messenger RNA of Trichoderma citrinoviride, 1980 nucleotides long. RefSeq lists its product as hypothetical. The transcript has 3 exons. Lineage: Eukaryota; Fungi; Ascomycota; Sordariomycetes; Hypocreales; Hypocreaceae. Bases 1 to 1980 code for a protein of 659 amino acids. The record is from RefSeq and is a predicted model, not a curated record.
AUGGCAGCUACAGACCUGAGUAGCGAACCGUCGUCUCUAGGAGCCGGCAGCGAGCCCGAGAUAAUCGAAGGCUACGACGAGCAAGUUCCCACAGCCAGCCAUGCCCUCGCCGAAGAAAGCAUCCAGACCGGCGGCGAGGCCGAGAGCAAAGGCGCCAGCCAGCUCGAGCAUGACGAGGUCGAGGUGAAGAACAUUGGAUGGAACAAGAAUGCACAGUUUGUUCCGCAGCCGGUGGUUGGCGGCCUAAGAAACGAAGAGCUAUGGACCUUGAUCCGGCGGUUCAACCAGCAGAUUUUCGAGGUGCGGCGCAUCGAGGAUACUCCUCUGGCUGAUCUGGAUAUGAACAUUGCCGACGACGAUGCAUUUUCUCCAGACAAGCUACGGGCGACGCUGGAGCGCUUCUACAUGACGGUCGUUGUGCCACUCGUCUCGCUGUGGAAGCACAUCGUACGCCUUCGUUCAUGGCGAGAGUGGAAGAGAACGGCAUCCUUCCUGGCCGUAUAUAGCGUUGCCUGGCUCUUGGACCUGCUGGUGCCCACGGUCCUCGUGUUUCUCAUGGUGUUGAUUGCCUAUCCGCCGGCGAGGGCUUACUGCUUCCCUCCAGUACCGCCGUCAAUUGUCGAUUCAAAGACGGGAGGCGUGCAAAAACCGCCGGCCGGAGUCCUUGCUUCCGAUACUUCUGUGACGGGCGCGCCAGAGAAACACGAGGGCGAAGGCGUUGAGCAGGAGGCCCACAGCUUCGUCAACAGUAUUGCUUCUGUGGUCGUUGCCACGAGUGCAGGCAAGAACCCUCAGGGCGAUCCUCACGACGACAACACGGCACCGGACCCGACAAACCUCACCGACGACAUCGCCAAAGCCAAGGCUGCCACCGACGGAAAGCCAACGGAUACGGUGCACGACAAGACUAAGAAGCCCGUCUCUAGCAUGGUCUGGACCAAGACCGGGCUUCUGAUGCACAUGCUUUCGGACUUCAUCGAUACCUGGGAGCGGUUUGGAAACGCCCUCAGCCCGACACCGCCGUUCCCUGUCGAGAAGCCGAGAAUGACGCUGGCCGCCUGUCUCUUGCCUGCCUUGUUGCUAUCUCUCUAUGUGUCCUCGUACAUGCUGCUCAAGGGCAUCGGCUUUGGCGUUGGGUUCGUCCUCUUUGGCGACCCUAUCAUCACGCCAGCUCUGCAGUUUGUCAACCGGACAUAUCCCCGAUGGGAAAAGUUCAUCGAGCUGCGAAACACGAUCCUGCGAGGCAUUCCGACAAACGCUCAGGUGACAAUCACCCUGUUACGCAUCGGCGAGAGGAACAAGACGCCCAUUCCUCCGCCUCCUUCGUCUGACGCGCCUCCGGCAGAGAAGAUCAACCCUGAAGCUGCCCAGCAGGUAGAUGCUCUAGGUGUUACGGAUCACGAGGCGAGGGAAGCGCUGCGACCCGACAUGGACCACGGACAAGCAGAAGUCAAGGACGACGACGCUCAGCAGCGGAAGCCCAAACGGUCUCACCGCAUCCUCAACCUACUCAAGGGCACCACCAAGGGCGGCGUCCACACGGCCCUCACUGCCGAUAGAGCCAAAGCUGCCGUUGGUGCCAAAGACGCACGGAAUCGUCUGGGCGUGGUCGACAAAGGAUCCGGCGACGACUACAUGGCCGGCCCCGUCUGCUUCCCUGCGCGGUAUCACGGUAAAAAGGGCCAUGCGUACAUUACGGCAACGGCUACCAGUCCUGCGUUGAGCUGGACCUCGGACAUUGAGGAUGUGAAUCCAGCGUGGACAGUUGCCAUUGAACACAUUGUCCAGCUGAAGAAGGUUGGAGGCCUGGGAUGGAAGAGCAAGAUCCUCGUGGGAUGGGCCAUGGGGAGAGAAGUCGUGGAUGGAUUGGUGGUGCGGACAAAGGACGGAAAGGAGUAUCAUCUCACAGCCAUCAUCAUGCGCGACGAGCUGUUUAACCGGCUGAUUGCCAUGGGGCACCAGAUGUGGGAAGCGUGUUGA